CCUAUUUCAGAGCGGGGCGGAGAAGCCAAAGAGAGACGGCGGAGAUAUCGACGGACGAUUCGAAGUCGCUCCCGUUCCUUUUCUCAUCUCUCUCACAUCUCCAUAUUCGUCUUCGGUUGCUACAGAUCUGGCUUAACUCCGAUACAUCUGCGAUGACGCUUCCAAUACUCCACGGUGCUCAUAUGCCAAUUUUGAAAAUGAAUCCUUCCCAUGAGAAGCGUACUCCCAUCCUUGCUUCAAAUAUUAUUUCAAAGUCUUUAUCAUGGAGAGUCACAGUAGUUCAACAUAGAUUCAUUUCCACCAUGGUGAACCAGAGACAAAAACUGCUUGUGAAGGCUUCACAAAGUACAUCAGUGGUUACUAAUGUUGACACACCUGAGAGGAAUUCAAGUGAGUCACUGCAGACAAACGUUCAAAAGUCAACAUUUCCCAAAGGAUUCCAGGCACUGAUCGAGGAUGUUUGUGAGCAGACACAAAUCGCAGAGCUUAAACUCAAGGUAGGUGACUUUGAAAUGCUCGUGAAAAGAAAUGUAGGGAUUUCAACUGCUCCAAAUGCAGUUUCUGCUCCUAUCGAAUAUCCAAUUGCAGCACUACCAAUUCCAAGCGAGACGGUGGAGGAAAAAGUUGCUUCUCCCACUACUUUCAUGGAACAGACCUCUACUGCAGAAGCAUCCAGCCCAUUUACCAACAUUUCUGUAGCACGGACAUUAAAGUUGGCAUCUUUAGAAGCUUCUGGGCAAGAUGCAUAUGUUCUUGUAGCAUCACCCUCGGUCGGUUCAUUUCAAAGAGGAAGAACAAUAAAAGGCAAAAGGCUGCCUCCAAACUGCAAGGAGGGAGCGGUUAUCAAAGAAGGGCAAAUCAUUGGCUUCUUAAGCCAAUGCGGAAAUGAACUUCCUAUUAGGUCAGAUGUAGAUGGAGAAGUAAUAAAAAUUCUCUGCGAGGAUGGAGAUCCUGUUGGCUACGGUGAUCCACUUUUCGCGGUUUUGCCUUCUUUCCACGAGAUAAAGUGAAGGCCAUCUUUCUUUUCCUGCUGUAGUUGUUUUCUUUCGAGUGGUGAUUCCUCAAUGCUUGAUGUUUGUUUACUGAAGACUGAGCCAUCUAUCACUCAUCUUUGAAUCAGUUUGUUCUACAAGAAUAAAAUUCCGAUUAGGAAAUGAUGCUUCUUUUCUAUUUUCA
Zingiber officinale is the source of this 1176-nucleotide messenger RNA. Its product is annotated as biotin carboxyl carrier protein of acetyl-CoA carboxylase-like. The record is from RefSeq and is a predicted model, not a curated record. The transcript is spliced from 9 exons. Lineage: Eukaryota; Viridiplantae; Streptophyta; Magnoliopsida; Zingiberales; Zingiberaceae. Bases 153 to 1010 code for a protein of 285 amino acids.